AUGUCGGACGACGAGGUCCAAGAGGAGAAGGAGUUGGAUCUCUCAUCCCCAGACGUCGUCACAAAGUACAAGAGCGCCGCUGAGAUUGUUAACAGUAAUGUUCUCUCUUCCCGUUGAAUUUUUUCCCCACGUCCUAUUCAUCCAUAUGGCCUUCCAUGCACUCUUUUCACAGCUUUUAUGGAUAUUCAGUCUUGGCCUAUUUCUCUUUAUCGUCAAUGCAGAGGCUCUUCAACUGGUUAUUUCUGAAUGUAAGCCGAAGGCCAAAAUUGUUGACCUAUGUGAGAAGGGUGAUUCCUUCAUUAGAGAGUAAGUUUUGUCAACAAUUUUUUGCUUUUAUUGUUUCAAGGUUUUUUUGGUGUUUUUUGAAUGUGUUUUUGUUUGUGGGGAAUUAUGAAUAAUUCAUGCUUUGACGUAGGCAAGCUGGCAACAUGUAUAAGAACGUGAAGGAAAAGAACGUGAAGAAAAAGAUCGAGAGGGGUGUUGCGUUUCCUACAUGCAUAUCCGUCAACAAUACCGUGUGCCACUUCUCACCUCUUGGCAGUGAUGAGAGUGUCCUGGAAGAAAAUGAUGUCGUUAAGAUGUUAGUCACUUGAUUUCGGUUUGCUACUCGUUUGAUGCCCUUUGGUAUAUGUCUAUUCGGUGUAUAUAAAACCUGUAUGCCUAUGCAGAGAUAUGGGAUGCCAUAUAGAUGGCUUUAUUGCUGUAGUGGCACAUACUCACGUGCUACAGGAGGGACCUGUAACAGGGAGAGCUGCUGACGUGAUUGCUGCCGCUAACACUGCAGCAGAGGUCGCUUUAAGGCUUGUUAGACCUGGGAAAAAGGUAAUUGUUUGGCAUCUGUGUAUCAUAAAGCUUGCUGCAUUUGUUCUGCAAGGUUAUAGGUAUGUAUGUGUAUAUAUAUACCUUUUGUGUUUAGAUCAAAAUAAUUAAAAAUUAUCCACGGUAGCAAUCACAUUGGAUUGGCGUGCAUCUCAUGGACAGAGAUGGUUGUCCUUUCCAGAGUUUUUUCUGUCAUGGAUACAUCAAAAGAUAAAGUUAUAAUUACAUUUACCAAUAUAUUGAUGUAGAUCAUAUGGUUAGGUAGGCAAUUUCUGUCCCCGAACUGUUACGAUAUUGAUUAAUACUUUGGAUUUAUUCCUAGAUUUCCAUGGUUUGAUGCUAUCACCAUAAUUUCUAUUGCCUUGCUAGAAAAUCAGACUCUGACUAUUUUAAUUUUUUCCCGAUGCAAAAACAUUGCUCUAUGUUUUGUGAUUAACAUUCGUGUUUUAAAAUUUUUUGCUUUAAUAUUUCUACAACAUGUAUUAUUAAAAAAUGUUCUUUUACCUGUUCAAUGCUAUUGAUUUUAGUUUAUCCCGUGAAAAAAUGCUGUCAACACUGCUCAUCAUUGUUCUUUUCUUGACGUUUUCUUUGAAAGGAAACACGGAUGUGAUUUACUUGUGAAUAUCAAUCAAAAUUUAGUUUGUUUGAGGAAGACUUUAUUUUUUUAGUUUUCUAAUGUCUCUCUGAUUAUGUAAUAUUCCUGCUACGCAUUUAAUUGUACCCUAUUUUGCUUCAGAUGCCUCACAUCUGUCCCUAGGAGUAGAUAAUUGACCAGUAAGUAUGUGGUCACGUUAUCAUUUAAUAUACUGGGAUACUUUUGAAUUUCAGUGUAUUAAACACGUAAACUUACGAUGUUUUGUCAAGGCCGUAGUGGGUCUGGACAGGCACCAAAAUUUACCCACGACUAUAACACUGGCAGAGUGUACUGUUGUCCACUUUUUCAAACGCUGGGAGGUUUGAAGGUGGCCCUAAGUCUUCAAUGCCAUCAGUGUAGCGACACUGAACUCUUUAAUCUAUCUACCAUAAGAGUCAAACUCUUCUGCUGAAAUAUUUUCCUGAACUUUAUGGAUUCCAUUCUCCAUAACCCAUUUCUUUAAUAAGCGAAAUUGGCGAUUGAACGAGGAACUAUGUAUUGUUUCCAGUUUUUAUGCACCCGCCCGGAGAGUAAGUUAUGUUUUCCUGUUUCAGAACAAGGAUGUUACAGAGGCUAUUCAGAAAGUCGCGGCCGCGUAUGAUUGCAAAAUUGUCGAAGGCGUGCUUAGUCACCAGCUCAAGCAAUUUGUGAUCGAUGGAAACAAGGUUGUAUUGAGUGUCGCCAGCCCUGACGUGAGAGUUGAUGAUGCAGAAUUCGAGGAGAAUGAGAUUUAUGCGAUUGAUAUUGUUACUAGCACGGGCGAAGGCAAGGUAACGAGAUCCAUCUGAAGCCGGACAUGCAAUACUAGGGUCACUAGAUGGAUUCGCUAUAUCUGAUAUGAGGCUAUACAAACUGCAGCCCAGGAUGCUGGAUGAGAGGCAGACGACCAUUUACAAGAGAGCUGUGGACAAGAACUAUCAUCUGAAGAUGAAGUCCUCGAGGUUUAUCUUCAGCGAAAUCAGUCAGAAAUUCCCAAUCAUGCCUUUCAGCGCAAGGUCUGCCUCCACUCCCUUCAUCUCCAUCUUUACAGAUCCCUAAUGGUGAUGAGAACACGUCUUUUCUUCCCCUUACUAGGGUGCUCGAAGAGAAGCGAGCUCGGCUUGGGCUAGUGGAGUGCGUGAACCAUGAUCUUCUGCAGCCGUAUCCUGUUCUUCACGAGAAACCUGGUAUGGUAUGCUUGCUCAAACGGGGGGGAUAUGUGUUGGCGUUUGAAUGCCCGAGUGAAUGUGUUUGUGUGUGCAUGCAGGGGAUCUGGUUGCCCACAUCAAGUUCACCGUCCUGUUGAUGCCGAAUGGAUCGGAUAGAGUCACCUCCCACCCGCUGCAAGAGUUGCAGCCCAAUAAGACCGUCGACGACGACCCUGAAAUCAAAGCCUGGUUGGCUCUCGGUACAAAGACGAAGAAGAAGGGCGGAGGGAAGAAGAAGAAAAGUACGUGCUCCCGCUCCCUCUCCCUCUCCCUCUCCCUCUCCUCGUUUUGUUUAUUCAUGAAAAUAUGAAUAAUUCUGCUCUUUUUUCUUCUCUCGAGUGCGAUUUCCCGGCUAUGAUAAUUCACAGAAAAUAAAUAAAGUAAAGUGGAGGGAAAUAAAUAGAGAAAUAGAGCAGCUCCUCCAUAUCAAUCAGGAAUUCAGCAUCAUCUAAGUGACCCACCAUCUUUUUUUAUAUUUUUUAAUCUCUCUUUCUCUCUCUAUUACUCUCAGAUAAGAAAGCUGAUGCCAAAGACGAGCCCGAGGCCAUGGACACCACGGGUGCAGACGCCACCCCGGCUCAAGAAUGA
This is a messenger RNA of Spirodela intermedia, 3228 nucleotides long. NCBI's taxonomy places the organism in Eukaryota, Viridiplantae, Streptophyta, Magnoliopsida, Alismatales, Araceae. The record is from the annotation of a GenBank genome assembly.